AUGUCUUUCUCAUUUGUACCUCUUACUGUGAAGAAUGGUCUUUCUGUUACUCAGCUAGAGAAGGCACAUGACACGAGAAAUUCAAUUCAGGUCCGACCCGAUUUAGCAUACUCCAUUCAUAUCUUGUCCCAUUUUAUGCAAGAACCUCGCAGUGAACAUUGGGAAGCAGCUUUGCGUGUAGUUCGUUAUUUGAAAGGUACACGGGGUCAGGGUAUCUUAUUGAGUGCUGAUAGUGAUCUCACCUUGCAAGGUUGGUGUGAUUCGGAUUGGGUGGCUUGUCCUCUUACUCGUCGCUCUGUCACAGGUUGGUUGGUGUUUCUCGGGCAUUCUCCUAUCUCUUGGAAAACUAAAAAGCAACCCAAUGUGUCGACAUCUUCUGCAGAGGCUGAAUACCGCUCCAUGGCGGCAGUUACUUGCUUGAUUUCUCUAUCGUGUGCCCCUACUACUUCUCAAUUGGCUGACAUCUUCACAAAGGCUUUUAGGAAGUCACAGUUUGACUAUCUUCUCUCCAAGUGGGGCAUUUUCGACACUCAUGCUCCAACUUGA
Messenger RNA from Amaranthus tricolor (Joseph's coat), 546 nucleotides. RefSeq names its product secreted RxLR effector protein 161-like. The record is from RefSeq and is a predicted model, not a curated record. NCBI's taxonomy places the organism in Eukaryota, Viridiplantae, Streptophyta, Magnoliopsida, Caryophyllales, Amaranthaceae. The transcript is spliced from 3 exons. Bases 1 to 546 code for a protein of 181 amino acids.